UUUUCCUCUGCUUUCCCUCCUGUUCCCCCCUCCUUCCACCUCAGAAAACCUCUCAUCUUUCAUCUCUCAUUUCUCGUCACCUCAUCCCUCGAAUUAGAAAAAAAAAACAUCAUACUUCCAACUUCCAUCAAACAUGGACCCCCGCAUCCAACCCCUCCUCGGCCUCGAAGCCGUCCGCGCCCGAUCCCGCACCGUUCUCCACCUGGCCGAGCAAGGCAAACUCCACCACUACGACUACCACCCCGAGCGUCUCGACGCGACAGUCGAGUACGUCGUGAGCAUAAUCCAGGCGACCCCAAAAAGCGCGACUUCGGCCCGACCGCUACGACCAAAUCCCCCCCACGGUCGCUGGCAGCACUUCGAAGUGGGCGACGAGCCCAGGAUCCAACAACUGCUCUCGAAAUGGGAUGCAGUGGGGUACGACGACACCGAAAAGGUGCGGAGUCUGCUGGAUCUGUUCUUUGUGUCGGUGCUGCUGGAUGCAGGGGCCGGGGAUACGUGGAGCUUUCGGGAGCCGGGGACCGGGAAGGUUUACACGCGCAGUGAGGGGAUUGCGGUGGCAUCCCUGUAUAUGUUUUUGGAGGGCGAAUUUGCGAAGACGGGGGAGGAGCGGAGGGAUGUUGUGCAUGGUGAGGCGCUACGGACGCUCGGGGUGGAUGUGCUCCGGCGUGGGUUCCAGGUUGAUGACGACAAGAACCCGCUCGUUGGGGCUGGAGCGCGCGUGGAAAUCCUCCAGAGACUGGGUGAAUCGCUGAUGAAUCUCCCGGAUGUGUUCGGUGCGGAUGGCCGACCGGGGCGGAUUGCAGAUCACCUCCUCGCAACGAGCGACGAAAACCUCGACUACGCCACCCUCUGGGCCGUCCUCCAGCGAACCCUCAUCCCCAUCUGGCCCUCCGACCGAACCAAAGUGCACGGACACCCAGUCGGAGACGCCUGGCCGCUUUCCUCGCUGGCAGAAGCCACAACCACAUCCUCCCCCGACCCCUCGACGGCCAACAUCCAACCCUUCCACAAACUCACGCAAUGGCUCGCCUACUCCCUCAAAGUCCCCUUUGAGCGCCUUCUCUCCAAGAAGUGGAAGAACGCCGAGCUGGGCACGGGUCUGCCCGAGUACCGCAACGGCGGGCUAUUCGUGGACAUGGGUGUGUUGACCCUAAAGCCCGCAGCGCUGGAACGCGGACUGCGCAUUUCCGGGGGCGGUCUGCCGUGUUUUGCGGUCGGGGAUGGCGAGAUUGUCGAGUGGCGGGCGAUGACGGUCGCGUUGUUGGAUGAGCUGCACAAGCGGAUCCUCGAGAGUGGGAAGUUCGGGGAUGUGAAGCUGACGCUGCCGCAGAUGCUGGAGGCUGGGUCGUGGAAGGCAGGCCGGCAGUUGGCGGCAGAGAGGAGGCCCGAGACCAAGUCGAGUCCGAUUUUGAAUUCGGGGGAUGGGACGUUGUUCUAGAUGAUCGUUUACAAGACACGCUUUUCCUGC
Messenger RNA from Aspergillus heteromorphus CBS 117.55, 1471 nucleotides. RefSeq names its product URC4/urg3 family protein. The record is from RefSeq and is a predicted model, not a curated record. The transcript is spliced from 4 exons. Bases 134 to 1441 code for a protein of 435 amino acids. Lineage: Eukaryota; Fungi; Ascomycota; Eurotiomycetes; Eurotiales; Aspergillaceae.